AUGGUGAGCGACAAUUGUCGGCCACUGUGGAUUCACAGAAUUAAACAACGUACCAGGUGAGCUCUUUUAUAUCGAAACUUAAAAAAUCGGCGGCUUUUUGCAGUUUUACGGCGUUCAAGCGAGCCGCAAAAAUUCUGAACGAAGAGGGAGCGAACAUUUGUCGAGUGCUCAAAGGACGUCCCAAAAAAUAUGUGUACAAGGUGAGAAAUACUGGAAAAUUUUCCGAAUAAUCGUAACGAACUUGCCCAAAAAUCGAUAAAAGUAUCGGCUUUUUGUGAAAAUAGACUUGAAUAUACAAAUUUCCAGGGCUGGGCAAAAGGCCGGCCCCGGCCUUUUGUGGCCUGGACUUUUAACCCAUUUCGAAUGAUCCGAUCGGGUCCAAACUUUACAGGCUUCUUGGACUUGGAUUGAAGUACGCUGGGAAAAAUUUCAGACCGAUAUGUGGAUCGGAGGACGAAAAGGAAGAAAUGUUCGCAAAAACCCGGCCUUUGCGGCGUCUGAUCCGCAUAUCUCGGGACCUGAAGAUCCGAUCGGUUUGAAAUUUUUCCCAGCAUACUUUAAUCCAAGUCCGAGAAGCCUGCAAAGUUUGGACAAGAUCGGAUCAUUGCAAGUGGUCCGAAAGUCCAGGCCGCAAAAAGCCUGGGCCCGCGUUUUGCCCAGCCCUGCAAAUUUCGCAAAAAAGACUAUUGUAGGUGACAGUGGAAACGAUGGAGAAUUGCGAGACGAAUCCGUUCGCCGACAUGUGGGUUCCGGAUCAGUUGGCAGAAGCAAGCGCCGAAAUGCUGGAGGACUUUGAGCUCCAAAUGACGCCGGUACGUUUCCGAACUCCCGGAAAAAUUUAUCGAUUUUUUGAUUAAACAAACGAUAAAGCGCAAAAUUACAAGCAUUUUAAGAGUUCAAACAACAAAAUUGAUCUGAAAAUCAGGCAAUCAAAGUGAGGGAAAUGAUUGGGAGUGCAUUUGCAUGCCGAAAAAAGAAUAUUUUGUAGGAAUCUCUCGCGUGCCACGACGACGACAGAGAGCCGCUUUCAGAGGAGGAUUGUGACGAGUACGAGGCGAUUUGCGAGGCAGAACCAUUCGAUCCGUACGCGCGGACCCCCGAAGACGACGAAGAAGACGACGAGUUGGAUGAUCUGGAGGAGACGUCGAAGGGCUGCGUUGUGGAGAAGAAAUAA
Molecule: messenger RNA, 1174 nt
Organism: Caenorhabditis sp. 36 PRJEB53466
Lineage: Eukaryota; Metazoa; Nematoda; Chromadorea; Rhabditida; Rhabditidae
Source: the annotation of a GenBank genome assembly